Molecule: messenger RNA, 1876 nt
Organism: Amblyraja radiata (thorny skate)
Lineage: Eukaryota; Metazoa; Chordata; Chondrichthyes; Rajiformes; Rajidae
Gene: ccdc33
Product: coiled-coil domain containing 33
Exons: 13
Coding region: 1-1473 (490 amino acids)
Cellular component (GO): peroxisome
Source: RefSeq, a predicted model, not a curated record
AUGAACAGGGGAGCUGGUGCUUGCAGCAUUUAUCAUGGCUACAAGCAUCGCAUUAGUGGUUGGGCGGAACAAUUGCCGUGCCAAGCUGUGAUGCUUCGUGAUCGGAUGCAUCUGCAGACGUUGCGCCCUGAUUCGAUACUCGCCACGGCCUAUCCAUCCCUUGUGGCCAGUGUGGGAGCUGCAACCCCCAGGGAUGCCCUGGGAUUAAAGCACCAGCCAGACACACAGAGAGCACUGGCUAUUGUCAGCCCUGAUCCCUCCUCAGGGCCAGGCCUGACCACCACGGCAGAGUGGACGCUAUCCGCAAUCCAGGACCAGGCGGCAGAGAUAGCACCAGCACCACAGGCCAAGCUUCUGAAGGAGAGAGUGAAUUUUCCGCCUUACGAUGCGCUGGCACAAGUACUCCCAGAGUACGACUACCUCUUCCGUGCCACCAGUCCAAAGGAAAAUCCGAAGAUGGGAAAGAGGGGCCACCAGUCACCAGUCAGAGCUCCUGAACCACUUCAGACCCAAGACCCUGUUUUGUUCUCUCCGAAAAGGGUGGCCGUGACUGAGGACAAUGUUGAAAACAAUGAAGUCGUUCACCACGAAGGCCAGGAGUUGGACAAUUACCAGGCAGCAAUGCAGAAGAUGGCCGCGGACAUCAUCAAACUGAGGAAAGACACCGGGCGACUGGAGACGGAGAAUAGCAAACUACGCAGCGAGCUCAACCUGCACCAGAACCUGGGCCAGAGCCUGCUGGACGACACCGACAUCGACGUGAUGACCAAGGCGGAAAUAGCGGACAGAAUCGUCUUGUUAAAACACAAACUGGCCAGCGAGACUGCUGAGCAUCUGAAAAGCAAAGAUAAGUUGCAGCAACAGCAGAAUGAAUUAAUCCGGAAGAACGAUCGGGAGACGGAGCUCUUGCGGCUACAGAAAGCCCACCAGCAGCAGCACGCAGCCUUACAGAAACACCAGGACAAAAUGCGCAAGUCAAAGCUCCUGGAAGACACCAUACGACAACAGGAAGUGGUCAUAGAAAAAAUGGAGAAUAUUUUAAACAUGAAGUUGAACGAGAGACCGAGAGAAAAGGGUGACGCUUCCAAAAAACGAACAGGGGCCACAGAGGAGAGCGUGAGGAGAGAGGUAGAGGCAGUACUGCUGGCUGAGAAUGCACGGCUGCGGGAGGAGCUGGGGCAGCUGCGACUUCAGCCCACACCCAUUAUCCUGCAGCAGCCGGUGUACCCCAUCAAGGAAUCUUUUGCUGACCCGGAGAGACUACGCUUGCUGGCACAGUUGGAGAAGGCUCAGGGACGUAUCCAGACGCUGGAGACUCUGUUGGAUGAGAAUUCAAGGAAAUGGGGACGAGAGAGGCAGAGUAUGUUGACGAGGCUCUCCGAGCACCAACAUGGUUUCACCAGAACCUCCACCAUGCUGUUCCAUGACUUCCCUUUGAAAGCCGCUUUGGAGUCACAUCUGACCCGAAAUUGACAUUCGAUGCCCUUGGCCCCAAUUUCAAUGGAGGAAUGAACAAGUCACAUUGGAAGAGGAUAUUACAACCAAAUGCUUGGUCUCAUUACAAACAAAUACUGUGGCAAGUAAUUAAUUCUGCAAUUAAACCAAAACCAGUAAAAAACAGAAGAUCAAAAAUUGGCUAUUUUUACACUCAAAGACCUUGCAAAGCAAUAAUAAACAUACAAGUUUAUAUAUAGUUUUUUUUACAAAAGUGUUAUAUAAAUUAUUAAUAAUUAUUAUGUGUGUUCUUUAUUACUAUUAAAUGAUAUUGUAGACUGACUGGUGUGAUUACUCCACAUUGAAGGACAAUGUUUUAAUGCAGGGAUGUUUUAACACAUGGAUAGAAUAUGAUGUAAUAAAGGUUCCCAUUGUUUUGGCA